AUGGUAGUAACCACAUCAAAAAACAACAUAGGUUUCAACUCUACGAGUAAAAGGUUUGGUCGAGUAACUGGCCAUCCAAAUUUAGACCCCAGCGGCCUAUACGCAACACGACCCGAUGGAUGUGAUCCCUGCCUCUAUCAUCCAAUUCCCAUAUAUCUAUUAUGCGAAGCUACUCACAAACAAAAAAUUGAUAAAGAUCCGUGGAGAUACAAGAACGAAUUAGAAGAAUGGGCGAAAAACUUAGGUUACAGAAACCAAAAAGUCUUAGAACAGCGACGAUGGAACCGAUCAUUAUUAGGACCUGCCUGGCACGAAGUUACGGAGCUCCCUAAAUAUGAACCAGCCUGUAUGAACGUCGGCUUUGGAAGGACUGCUCGAUUUAAACCGACGAAACAAACCGUCCCCGAUCCUGGGACCUAUUACAAAACGGUUCCAUUUAAAGCUCCAUAUGGACCGCAUUCCAAACGACCGACAUUCGAAAGAGAAGAACCUUGCAGGUUUAAGGACACAUCACCUAAAUGGUCUCAUGCCCCGAACCGCUAUACGAUCAUCGAUAAAGAUUGUAUCGAUCAAAAAUCAAAGAAGGUCAUAUCAAUUCGAGGUCCCUACGAUUUAUUUACUGGUAAACGAGACGAAAGUACGAUUAAAAAUCAUUUUAACACUUCUCUCAAGUGUUCUGCAGCCACUUGGCCAAUCGCCCUAAAAGGCAGUUUAGAGAAAUAUAAGAAGUCACAUUUUGGCGAGCUGAAUAAAACCAGCAGAAGUAAGCCCCACAGAGGUCGAAACACCCUGGUCGACUUGGCGAUGUGCCCGCGUCGCGCACAGGACCCUGGACCCACGCGCUAUAUUCCGACGCCACCGACUACUUUUGAACAAUACAAAUUUGGUUUUAAUAGUUCUUACGAUAGGCCUCCGGGCUAUAAAAAAGUGAUUGUGUGGCCAGGUGUAGGUCGAUACAAGUUAUAUACUCACCGAUCUAUUGCAGGGCAUGGACACAAGCACGUGUUCCUAAGCAAAAUAGAAAGGACAAUAGGAGCUGUCAUAAUACCGCCGAUGAACACAUUCUAG
Messenger RNA from Spodoptera littoralis (African cotton leafworm), 1068 nucleotides. NCBI's taxonomy places the organism in Eukaryota, Metazoa, Arthropoda, Insecta, Lepidoptera, Noctuidae. The record is from the annotation of a GenBank genome assembly.